Messenger RNA from Sapajus apella (tufted capuchin), 721 nucleotides. RefSeq names its product zinc finger protein 724-like. The transcript has 2 exons. The record is from RefSeq and is a predicted model, not a curated record. Gene Ontology annotation, biological process: regulation of DNA-templated transcription. Lineage: Eukaryota; Metazoa; Chordata; Mammalia; Primates; Cebidae. Bases 126 to 332 code for a protein of 68 amino acids.
UUUUUGUGUUGAAAAUUAUUUUAUUAAUUUUAGUCACUCAUAAGUCAGAACCAGUUCUCUUUACUGUCUCUGUUUUCCCUUGAGUCAAAUUAAAAAUUUUCCUCAUGACCACUUGGUAAAUAUAUAUGUUUGUGUGUGUUUUGCAGGGACCAUUGACAUUUAUGGAUGUGGCCAUAGAAUUCUCUCUGGAGGAGUGGCAAUGCCUGGACACAGCACAGCAGAAUUUAUAUAGGAAUGUGAUGUUAGAGAACUACAGAAACCUGGUCUUUCUGGCCAGACCUGAUCGCCUGUCUGGAGCAAGAAAAAAAGCCCUGGAAUAUAAAGAGAAAUGAGAUGGUGGCCAAACCCCCAGGUAGGUGAGAGUGAAUCAACAGGCAACCUGGAUGAGAGAUCCAAAGUCAAAGAGAAAGCCAGUGAUUUGGGAAGCCACGUUCAAAGAAAUAGUUUCUGGAAAGCCUUUUUAAAAAAAUGUUUUAAAUUUUACUCUCACAGAGGGGCAUCUUCUGUCUUAUGCUUUUAAAAUUUCUAAGAAUUCUACUUUCCCUUCAGUAAUCUUCCUUCAAGUUUACAGUGACAGCCAAAGUACUGUCCACGUCAUGUAAGAGAGUGUAUAAUCUGACUUUAUUUUGUGUGUAUGGACACACAGAUAUCUUCAUAAUUUUCUGAUAGUUCAUGUUAAACCAUCUUUUAAGUUCUCUUUUUCCAUCAUCCCUGAAAUGUG